AUUAUUUGCUAUCUCUACGGCGAACGUCACACAGUGCGUCAAGUCCGCUUUUAGUAAUAAGUGGGAGAAAAGAAUUGCGAUUUCAAAAUUUCCUCUCUAUCUCCGGGGGCUAUUGAAAGUUUUGUUUGAUAUAUGUCGCCAGGUCGAUUAACAAUGAAAUCAAGGCUAAAACCACCAAGAAAAAGGAUUGCGGCGAAAAAAAUAAGUAGGCUUGGCACUAACAGUGGCAACGCAAAAUGACUGCCCUUUGGCUUCUGCCGCGCGAUACAGACCAGUUGUUACUCCGUCAUAUAUAAAUCAAGUCCCUCAUCACAACAGCGGGAAUUUUUAUCUUCGCAGGACAGUUACCGCACGUUGUGUAACGUUUGCUGGACCGGUUAGCAUCGAGGCUCCUCGCAUGAAAAUUACGAUUUAACGUUUCUCGACGUCCCCCGGUUUCAAGCGCCCUGUUUUUUCCCCUUUCAAGCCAAUGUGGUGCCAUGUCGCAGAAGAAAAGAUUGUGCAAGACUGAGACCUCCACACAGAGAGAAAGACAGAGCAGCGCUUCAGGCGCUGUAUGUGAGGAUGAAGAUGCAAUGUUCACUCAGCCGAGCACGUCACAGGUCCAGAGAAGCCUUGAGAAGCUCUCGCCUUCCCAGGUUGACCAAAAGACAGCUGAGGUGGUGAAGUACAUCCUGGUGAAAGAUCAGAAGAAGAUACCCAUACGGCGUGCAGACUUGGUGAAACACGUGAUCAAAGAAUACCGAAAUGUGUACCCUGAAAUCAUGAAGAGAGUGGCGCAUACCUUUGAUCAGGUUUUUGGUCUUAAAUUGGUCAGUCUAGACACAAAGAACCAAUUGUACAUCCUUAUCAAUAAACUGGAGGUGACAGCUGGAGCCCCGCCCUUCAACUCAGAAGACCCGAAGAUGGCACUGCUCUUUGUCGUCCUGAGUGUCAUCUUUAUGAAAAAGGGUGUGGCCAGAGAAAGCCUGAUGUGGAACAUGCUCGGGAAACUCGGCAUUAACCCCAUAAAGAAACAUGAAGAAUUUGGCGACGUCAAGAAGGUCAUCACGGAUGACUUUGUGCGUCAAAGGUACCUGGAGUAUGUUCCUAUUCCUCACACUGAGCCACCUCAACACAACUUCCUCUGGGGUCCGCGUGCUGAGGUGGAAGGCUCCAAGGCCAAAAUCCUUCAAUUUGUGGCUGAACUUCAUGACCGGGAUCCUCAGAGUUGGAAACAUCAGUACACAGAAGCUCACAGCAGUCAAGGCAGUGAGGCAAGCUCGAGCAGCCAAAGAUGAAUUUUGGUUUUAUAACUUUUAAUGUAUUCAAUUUUGUAAGAUUGAAUGUUUGUUCUCAUAGUGUCGGCAUGGCUUCGUUGAUCUGUUUUAAAUUUAACAUACUGAACAUUUGGAAUGUUUUAAUUUUAACACCUGUCAUUGGUCAAAUAAAAUAUUUUUGCAUUGGUA
Molecule: messenger RNA, 1448 nt
Organism: Hippocampus zosterae (dwarf seahorse)
Lineage: Eukaryota; Metazoa; Chordata; Actinopteri; Syngnathiformes; Syngnathidae
Gene: ndnl2
Product: necdin-like 2
Exons: 10
Coding region: 480-1280 (266 amino acids)
Cellular component (GO): nucleus
Source: RefSeq, a predicted model, not a curated record